Molecule: messenger RNA, 2822 nt
Organism: Linum trigynum
Lineage: Eukaryota; Viridiplantae; Streptophyta; Magnoliopsida; Malpighiales; Linaceae
Source: the annotation of a GenBank genome assembly
UCCGACUUUUAGCUCGAGAGAGGGAGCUAAUGGAGGCAAGAAGGAGAAGUGAAGAAAGGGGACAUCAAGUUGGUCCCGGAUUUAAAGGAAUUGAAGGAAAAGUUAAAGUUGAGAUGGCGGGGGACAACACUGAUGGGCUAAUCCGCUUCAAAACCCAAAUGUGGAAGCGGGAGCCGAGGAGGAUCCAAGGACAAUGGGUUAUUACAUGGCUCCACGGGCGGCGGAUAUCCAAUCUCCCAUCUUACAUCCCCCCGUGGCCACCAACAACUUUAAAAUCAAGCCCGCUCUUGUGACGAUGAUUCAAAACAAAGCCUACUUUCAUGGGCUUGCCAAUGAAUCACCACGAAAGCAUGUCCAAAGGUUUCUUGAGCUAGCGGGAAGCUUGAAGAUAAAUGGCGGCUACUUUCAUGGGCAUUGCGAUUGAGGCUAUCCCCCUAUUCUUUUGCCGGGAAGGCACUCUGAUGGCUCAACAACCAUCCGACUCUAUCCAUCACCUCUUUGGACGAUUUACUCAACAUGUUCAUGACCCGAUAUUGUCCUCCUUCCAAGACAGCCGAGUGGAGAAAGAAGAUCACUAACUUUGAGCAAGAGGAAGAUGAGAUAUUGAGGGAUGCAUGGGAAAGAUUUUCCGACUACUUUUUUCAAUGCCCUCACCAUGUAUUCGAGGAGCAAUUUUGGAUAGAGACUUUCUAUGGAGGACUCAUUCAAGAUGAUAAGAUCCUCAUCGACUCUCUUUGCCAAGGAAAGUUGAUGAACAUGAUUCCACCUCAAGUAACCAAGUUUCUCGAAGAUAUGGCUCUCAAGGGAUAUGAUUGGGGCUUGAAAAGAAGCGGGAAGAGAAGCACCGAAAGACGAGUGUGAAGUGUGGGAGCAAGUUCUCCACUUAAAGCAAAGCUUGGCAAGUUGAUCGAGGUGAUUCUUGAGGGCAAGAAGCAAGGGAAGGAACCGUUGGUACCAUAUGAUUGGGGUGAAAGCUUGGGCUAUGAGGAAGCCGAGUGCCAAAUGAUGAACGAGGAAACAACCCAUUACGAGUAGUUGAACUCUAUCUCCCCUGUGCACACCGAUCAUAUGUCUUGUUUGGAGGAGUUUGUGACCACUUUUGUCGAAUCCAAUUAUAAGAAGUUUGAAAAAAAUUGAGGGGUUCAUAAGGGAGGUGACAGAGAAAUUCUCAACUAUAGAGGCGGGGUUGCAAAGUCACCAAUCACUCCUAACAACCUUGACCACAAGUAUGAGGAUUAUCUCGCAAGCACCUCUUUCCCAGAAGCAAUUCGAUGAAGCGGGAGUAAGGGCGGUUACUCUUCAAAGUAGGAGAGAAGCCAAGGAGAUGCCUCCGAAGAAGAAGCCUUUCAAGACAGAAAAGCAAGAUGGGGUCGGUAGUUUCCCAGAACAACAAGGGGAACGAGUGCAAACGGAGGGGAGAGGGUCGAUUCGACUCCUUCACCGGAGCAGAGGAAGAAAAAAGCAACUCCAGCUAUUCCCUAUCCUUUUCGACUCCGCAAUGACUGCAUGGCAUCGGAGUUUUCCCACUUCAUGGAGUUGAUGAACCAGCUACACCUCACUAUCCCACUUUAUGGAUUUGAUGAACCAGCUCACCCAGAUGCCCAAGUACGCAAAGUAUUUUAAGGACCUCCUCGCCAACAAGAAGAAGCUUGAAUGGAUGGCUACAGUGACCUUGAAUGAAGAGUGCUCGGUCAUCCUGCAGAACCAUCUGCCCACAAAGCGCAAAGAUCCAGAGAGUUUCACUAUCCCUUGUUUUAUUGGGAACAUGUGCAUAGGAAAAUCCUUGGCGGACCUAGGAGCAAGUAUAAAUGUGAUGCCUUAUCGGUAGUUUCAAAAGUCAGACCUAGGUGAAUCUUGAACUACCAGGAUGAAUAUUCAGUUGGCGGAUAGGUCCAUCGUGCAACCUAAGGGUAUUGUUUAGGACUUACUUAUUAAAGUAGGGCCUCUCAUUUACCCGGUCGAUUUCGUCAUUCUAUACAUUGAUGACAACGUUGAUGUCCCCCCUCAUCCUGGGUAGGCCCUUCUUAGCUACCGCCAAGGCCUUGAUUGAUGUGCAUAGGGAAAAUUAGUGCUUAGGACAGGGGAGGGAGAGGUUAUAUUCUCUAUUGAUGAGAGCAUGAAGUUUUCUCACCAUCAUGAUGAUAUUGAUUAUUGUGAUGAGGUUUUUGAUUUCAUGAAGGCACUCGUAUCUGCGGUGCCCACUCUACUGACCCUUCUGAAGAAUGUUGUUUAGUAGGGACGAACAUUGCGGAAUCUCCAGAGGAGGAAGGCCAACUUUUAAAAGAUCUGGUGGUGGAAGCCUUGACCGCAAUGCCUAAAAUCCCUACCUCCUUGGAGGAACCACCCGAGUUGGAGUUGAAGCAUUUACCUCUCCAUCUUGAGAAUGCCUUCCUGGGGACGAUGGCAAGCUCUCAGUCAUUAUCAACUCCAAUCUUACACCGGAGCAAAAGACUGAGUUGAUUGAGAUAUUGCGUCGUCACGAGAGGGCAAUCGCAUGGAAGAUCACAGAUAUCCGAGGGAUCGGACCAACCUUUUUCUCAUACAAGAUCCUCUUGGAGGAAGGUGCCAAGCCGGUUUGUCAACCGCAAAGGCGUGUGAAUUCUAACCUGGAGGAAGUAAUGAAGGCGGAAGUAAUCAAGCUUUUGUAUGCCGGGAUCAUCUAUCCCAUCACAGAAAAUCAUUGGGUGACCCCAACACAGUUGGUCCCCAAGAAAGGAGGAAUGCCGGUGGUAGCCAAUGAGAAGAAAGUUCUUAUAACAAAAAGAACGGUGAUCGGGUGGAGGGUGUGCAUUGAUUAUCGACAAUUAAACAAGGCCAAUUGU